This is a messenger RNA of Aspergillus ochraceoroseus IBT 24754, 930 nucleotides long. Its product is annotated as putative replication factor-a protein. Gene Ontology annotation, molecular function: DNA binding. Gene Ontology annotation, biological process: double-strand break repair via homologous recombination; DNA replication; nucleotide-excision repair. The record is from RefSeq and is a predicted model, not a curated record. Gene Ontology annotation, cellular component: chromosome, telomeric region; DNA replication factor A complex; site of double-strand break. The transcript has 3 exons. The coding region runs from base 24 to 884 and encodes 286 amino acids. NCBI's taxonomy places the organism in Eukaryota, Fungi, Ascomycota, Eurotiomycetes, Eurotiales, Aspergillaceae.
GACAUAGACCAAUCUCGCAAGAAAUGGAUAACUACGGCUACGGUAGUUCUUCCUACGGAGGAGGCGGCGGCGGCGGCGGUGGUGGUGGUGGAGGAGGAUUCAUGCCUGGAGAGAUGACAAGUCCAGCUGGAGGAAAGGGCGAAGGAAACAACUCAACGCUCCGCCCCAUCACAAUCAAACAAGCUCUCGACGCCACACAACCCUACCCUGAGGCCAACUUCCAGAUUGACGGCGCCGACGUCGCCAGCAUCUGCUUCGUCGCGCAGGUCCGCAACAUCAGCACGCAAAGCACAAACACCACCUACAAGCUAGACGACGGCACGGGCGAAAUCGAAGCCAAGGAGUGGGUGAAUCCCAGCGCGCCCGAUUCCAUGGAUACAACGGAGGACGAGAAGGCCGCGGCUGCAUCAUCCGGCCCCGGAGCGAACGCCAAAGUCGAGGUGAACGGGUACGCCAAAGUGUACGGGAGGCUGCGGACCUUCUUCGGCGAUAAACGGGUGGUGAAUACGCAUUGUGUGCGGCCGUUGACGGACAUCAAUGAGUUGCAUUUCCACAUGCUUGAGGCUGCUGCUGUGCAUCUUUUCUUCGCGCGGGGCCCGCCUGGUCUUCCUCGCGCGGGUGAUGCAGCGAUGGCCGGCGGCGGGGAUCAGAAUGCUCCUCAUGGCCAUGAGAGCACGUUGCCUCAUAUGAGUGCUGUUGCGCGGAGGGUGUAUGACUUGCUGAAUACGGAACGACAGAGUAAUGAGGGGUUGCACAAGCAGUUCAUUGCCGCGAGAUUGGGUCUUUCUUUGCCUGAGGUGGCCCGAGCUAGUCAGGAGUUGCUUAACUCUGGUGUGGUUUUCGCGACUCUGGAUGAGGAUACAUUGGCUAUCCUGGAGUACUAGGUUGUUUUCUCUAUUAAUCUUUUUUUUUUUCUUUCUUUUUUUUUUU